AUGGACAAUACCUUCCUUAUUUUGUACUGGUUAGAUUUGCAAAAACCUGUGUCCAGACAGUUGGGUCUUUCGCUUGUUGACCCUUUGCUUCACUUUUGUGUAAAAUUUUAUACACCUGAUCCCAGCCAAUUAGAGGAAGAGUACACUAGAUACUUAUUUUGUUUACAAGUUAAACGGGAUCUUGCGCAGGGUCACCUACAGUGUAAUGACAACACAGCUGCUCUUAUGGCCAGUUAUAUCGUACAAGCCGAAUGCGGAGAUUUUGUAGCAGAAGACUAUCCUGAUCAUACCUACUUGACCAGUUAUAAGUUUGUCCCCCAUCAAGACCAAGAAAUUGAGAGGAAAAUAAUGGAAAAUCAUAAAAAGCACAUAGGUCAAUCUCCAGGAGAAGCUGACCUAAACCUCCUAGAAACUGCUCGUAGAUGUGAACUUUAUGGCAUAAAAAUGCAUCCCACUAAAGAUCAGGAGAAUGUGCCUCUUAAUUUGGCUGUGGCACAUAUGGGUAUUAUUGUUUUUCAACAUUACACAAAAAUAAAUACCUUUUCAUGGGCAAAAAUACGCAAAAUUAGUUUCAAAAGGAAAAAGUUUCUUAUAAAAUUACACCCAGAAGGAUAUGGAUAUUAUAAAGACACCGUAGAAUUUUUUNUAUAA
This is a messenger RNA of Agrilus planipennis (emerald ash borer), 651 nucleotides long. Its product is annotated as FERM, ARHGEF and pleckstrin domain-containing protein 1. The record is from RefSeq and is a predicted model, not a curated record. Gene Ontology annotation, molecular function: guanyl-nucleotide exchange factor activity. Gene Ontology annotation, cellular component: cytoskeleton. The coding region runs from base 1 to 651 and encodes 216 amino acids. Lineage: Eukaryota; Metazoa; Arthropoda; Insecta; Coleoptera; Buprestidae. The transcript is spliced from 4 exons.